AUGCCUCCUCAUCAAUUCCCUGAUGUCUUAAUUUCAUUUCUGACUGUGAAGAGAAAGUGCAACGAACUAAUAGCCACGGUUGAUGGAGAGGAAAAAGCCGACGUCCCCUUCUCAUCACCAAUGAUUACAAACAAUGGAAAAUUUUAUUUCUCUCAUUCAUUCAGGUUCAAAAAUGUUUAUAAAGGAAUUAUAUGUAUGUCGAAUGAGAUGGACAUACUUUUGGUUAACCCCUCAACUAGAGAAUCUCAAAGGUUACCUUUCUCACCCUUUUCAUACCCAGAUGCUGACUUUAUCGAUUCUUAUGUUUUGGGUGUAUGGUUUGAUCAUCAUCAGUCCAAUUCAAAUCAGCCUUCUCAAGGAGUCCUACAACAUUAUAAAGUUUUUAGGGCGAUUAUUCUCUUUAUUGGACAAAAUUAUGACGAACUUCAAGACGUUAAUCUAGUGUUUGAGAUAUAUGAUUCUAGGGAAAAUUGUUGGAGGAAAAGCAAGACAAUGUGUAAAGAUAUGAGUAGUUGGUACCACUUGUUAUUCAAGGGAGUUUUUCACUUAUCUGUUGUUGAUGGGGAUUCUGUGAUCACAUUGGAUGCAAAAUCAGAAAUGUUGGGACGACUUCCAUUGCCAUCUAAAAUUAAUCACGCCUAUAACGCACCCUUAUAUAUACUUAAGGAUUCUCUAGCCUUAUUCGUAAAUAAUGACGAGAGCGAUACUCCUCCAACUCGUCUUACAGAUAUAUGGUUGAUGAAUGAAUAUGGGGUAAAACAAUCGUGGACAAAGCAAUACACUAUCGAAUUUGAUGUUGCCUUGAUGCGGAAUCAAUGUAGGCCGAUAAUGUUUUGGAAAUACAUGGACAAAGAAGAGGAGGAUGACGAGUUAUUCCUUCAAAAUAUUGAUGGAAAACUCAUCUCUAUUAACCUUGUUACUAAGAAAAUUACAAAUUUUGAAUUGUAUGGUAUUCCUAGUUCAAUGAUGAUUGUACCUUAUAUUGAGACCUUACUUUCUCUUAAGUGA
This is a messenger RNA of Impatiens glandulifera, 1008 nucleotides long. RefSeq names its product F-box protein CPR1-like. The record is from RefSeq and is a predicted model, not a curated record. NCBI's taxonomy places the organism in Eukaryota, Viridiplantae, Streptophyta, Magnoliopsida, Ericales, Balsaminaceae. The transcript has a single exon. The coding region runs from base 1 to 1008 and encodes 335 amino acids.